This is a messenger RNA of Neolamprologus brichardi, 858 nucleotides long. The record is from RefSeq and is a predicted model, not a curated record. Lineage: Eukaryota; Metazoa; Chordata; Actinopteri; Cichliformes; Cichlidae.
UAUAACCAAUGACAAGGUCAAGAUGGGGACUACACUGGGACCAUUCAUCUUGGUGUUCCUCUUUAACAUGAUCAUGUUUGCGGUGACAAUCAGACGAGUUUGGACUCUACGCAAAAGCACAGAGUUUGGGCAGAGUAACCGUGACAGAGCCAAGAAAGACAUUUGUACCCUGCUGGGAGUCAUGACUCUGCUCGGCAUUACCUGGGGCCUGGUCUUCUUCUCUUUUGGAUACCUGACUACUCCUGGCCUCUACCUCUUCUGCAUCCUGAACUCACUGCAAGGUUUCUUCAUCUUCCUGUGGUUUAUGAUGUCACUGAGAAAGGCUAAAACCGCAGUUACUAAGACAAGCAGUGAAACACAAACCACCAGCACCUAGCUUACACACAACUACCAAUACCCCAAGAUGUGACUAUGUGUGUGCUGUUGGAAUGUUUAAUGUAAUAUUAACUUAGAAACAUUGUUGUAUACAUGAGUUCAAGAAGAAAUUGUAUCAGAUAAGGUAUCAACUGACACUAAAAAAAUGUAUGUGAAUGUAUUAAGUGUGAAGAUUUUAACAGCUCAAAUUUAGUUUGAAGUUUUCUUUUUAUUGCAAUAGACAGAGUUUUUGUGGCAGGCGGUUUAUCUUAUUGUUAGAGGAUAGAUCACCUGUCUCUUUUUACACCCGCUUUCAGAGAUCAGAGGCAAAACAACAUAAAAUUGCUAUUUUGUCACAUUUUCACCAGUAUGCACAUUAGAUCUUAGUUUUAAAUGAAACUCACCUGGCAUUAGUUUAGUAUUUUAAGAGGCUGUUAUGUUGAUUGAUUGCACAUACAGCAUUUUGCUUUAUUGUAAUUGAACUGGUCUGAAAAUUAUUUUAUA